CAAACAUGAGUGACCCCGGGGUCGCUGGCGGGCAAAAGACGAGGGAGCUGCCAAUUGCGCUGCCCUUGUUUCGCCGCUCGCUUCUUAUAUCAUCAUCGCGGAUCCUUCCCCUUCCCUACGUUCCCCGACUUCCCCUUCCAUUCUUGUCGUUCGCGAUUCGGGAUCGUCCAGUUCAUCCCUGUAUACAUCGGGUGGCCCUGCAUUGACUGCUGGAUCUUCUCGCCGCCUUGAUUUCUUUUGCUUCUUCUUCUUCUUCUUCCGCCGACAUUCCUUUUACCUUCCCGCUCAUCCGAUCGAUCGAUUCUUAAUUUUUGGGAUCAGCCUCAGCAAGUGAUGUGAAGAAUCCAUGGUUGUCUAUACUCGCAUCUCCGGAGGCUCCGCGCCGUCCGUCAUACUUGCCUGUGUGGCUCUGUUUUGCGCCUGUCUGCAAACCGUCAUCGCCGAGAUCGACUCGGUCUUUAAAUCGCGACCUGAUCUCUAUCCUCCCGUGCUUACCUUGGAACAUCGUGUGCCCGACAAGCUCAGCCCCGGGUACAUCUUUGUCGGUCCCUAUGAGGCGUCCAAUUCGGGCCCGUAUAUUUAUGACGAUGAGGGGGGGAAGGAUCACUUGUGUUUCUUCCAGGGAGUCCAGCAGAAUGGGUACUGCAGAGGUCAUGGAGUAAUCAUGGAUGACAACUACCGCAUCGUCCGAACCGUAGUUCCUGGAGGUGGCAUGGCAUCCAGCGACAUGCACGAAUUCUUGCCGAUCAAUGACGGCAAGACCGCCUUGAUGACGGUCUACCAACAACGUCAGUUCGACAUGAGCCCGUGGAACGUCAAGUCCGGCAUGGGAUGGGUGAUGGAGAGUAUCUUCCAGGAAGUGGACGUGGAGACCAACGAGGUUCUGUUCGAGUGGAAGUCCCUCGACCAUGUCGACCCCUCCGAUGGCUACACCUGGCCAAGCCACACGGAUACGUCGGGCACCGGGCUGGACCCGCGCUCGCCGUGGGAUUACUUCCACAUCAACUCGAUCGACAAGAACGCAGACGGCGAUUAUCUGAUCUCCUCCCGCCAUACCUGUGCGAUCUACAAGAUCUCCGGCAAGGACGGAUCGAUCAUCUGGCGACUGCACGGGGCGCGUCCCACGUUCAAGAACAUCAACUUUAGCUUCUCGCAGCAACACGAUGCGCGGUUCCUCAGUGAAAACUCCACCCACACCCUGCUGUCCUUGUACAACAAUGGGUUCAAUGGUUUCAACCGGACUCAUGAGUACUCCUCCGGCAUGCUCAUUCUGAUCGAUCACCGAGACAACACAGCAACCCAGCUACACGACUAUGUCCCCCCCGGCAAGAACAUGAUCAGCUCUAGCCAGGGUAACAUGCAGGUCCUUGAGAACAAGAACGUGUUUAUCGGGUGGGGCAACAACGCCUACGUGUCGGAGCACGACGAAGAGGGUAAUGUAUUGCUCUGGGGCUAUAUCGACAAGGACCGGAUCAUGAACUACCGUGCCCAGAAAUUCGAGUGGGAGGGCAAUCCCACCGACGUGCCGGCUCUGUGGACGUACUCGCAAUCCACUGACACCUUCUCUCCGACGAGUUUCUAUGUCAGCUGGAACGGUGCGACCCGGGUGAAGUACUGGCGGUUCUACGGCGCCACGAACUCGACGGGCCCCUUUAUGCUCGUCAAGCAGGUCGAGAAACGCGGAUUCGAGACCAGCUAUUCCUCGCCGCAUUUCUACCAAUGGUGCUAUGUCGAGGCGGUGGAUGUGGCGGGCAAGGUCCUGGGCAAGUCCCGGACCAUGUUUACCUUCAUCCCCUCGACCGAAUUGCAGAGCCACUGUGGAAAGGAAUCGUGUGAGAAUGCGCAGGCCUAUGGACUGCCCGGAGAGGAGGGUGCUGGCCCCGUGAUACCCCCGGCGGGCAUCAACACUGUGCCCUGGAUUGAUCCUGGCCACCCUGAGGCGCACUUCGACUGGGGUCAAACCGGGGAUGCGUCGGAGAAGGAGGAGAGCGGUAAACAAGUCCCCGCUGACUGUGCCGUUAUAGAUAACGUUGGGUGGAUCGCUCCCGCCUUUGGGUUUGUCGUUGCGAUCGUUGCCAUCUACACGGUCCUUCGGGUGUAUCGACGUCAGCAGCAAUUCAGCCGGGUGAAGGAGAGGGGGUCGUCGGAGAGCCUGGACAGGGCCGAGGGGUCCAGGCCCUGGCGAGGGUCGGAUGAAGCACCGUGGUGGCAUUGGCGACGCUGGACGGGGCCGCAGGAGCCUCCGCGGUACUUCCCAUUGGCUGAACAGCGGAUCCGCGCCGGACCAACGCUGCACCUCCAAAUGCCUGCGCCAAAAUCCGGAUCCCAAGGAACCGCCGGGCGUCCGUCGCUACCGUCGCUAUCGCUGUCCUCCACCAACCCGUCAUCCUCGUCGGCCAUCGACUCCCCAGCGGCCACGCCCAAUCCCCUCUCGGCCACCUCGGCCUCCUUCGCCCACUCCUCCAAGAACCGGAAUGCUCGUCACACCCGAGCAACCUCUUGGACCUCCGCCCACGACCAAAGCGGUCUCCCUUCCCCCGCUGACUUCUCCCUCUCCACCUCCCAACGCCGACGCCGAGAGUCCAACAUCUCCCUCGCUGACGUCUCCGAGGGUUCCUCCGGCCGCUACGACGACGACGACGACGACGAUUACACUGGCGACACCAUGGCCGUGAGAAACACCUCCUUCGACUGGGGUCCUGGCCAUGCCCGCAGCCGCUCCCAGUCCUACAGCCAGCCACAGAUGUCCCUGCUACAACCUCGCGAACUCGCCGACUCGUCGGCACCGCGCUCGCGGCCGGCGCCCGUCACAUGGAUGUCCCUCCCGCGAAAGGGACAGCUCGCCCUCCUGGGCCUGUGCCGGGUCUUCGACUUUCUGCAAAUCGCCUCCUUGCAGGCAUACAUGUUCUACCAGCUGAAAUCGUUCGAUGAGAACCUCUCCGACGCCGACGUUUCCACCCAGGCCGGGAUCCUGCAGGGUGCCUUUACCGCGGCGCAGUUUGCGACAGCCAUCCCUUGGGGUCGAGUGGCCGAUGCAGAAUGGGGUGGACGGAAAUUUGUUCUGCUGGUUGGUCUGCUGGGCACGUCACUGUCCUGUCUGGGCGUGGCCUUUUCGACGUCGUUCGCGCAGGCCGUGUUCUGGCGCUCGUUUGGGGGUGCCAUUAAUGGGACCGUGGGGAUUAUUCGGACCAUGAUCGCAGAGAAUGUGAAAGAGAAGAAGUACCACUCGCGCGCGUUUUUGAUCCUCCCAAUUGGCUUCAACAUUGCCGCGCUGUUUGGGCCGGUGAUGGGCGGUAUGCUGGCUGACCCAGUCAAGGCGUAUCCUCGCCUCUUUGGCCCAGAUUCGUCUUUCGGAGGCGCAGACGGUGUACAAUGGCUUGUCCGCUACCCUUACGCGUUGCCCAUGCUGGCGAAUACCAUCUUUCUGUCAUUUGCGGCUGCCUGUGUUGCCAUCGGUUUGGAGGAGACUUUGGAAGCUUGUAAGGGCAAGCCCGGGUUGGGCGUCUUCUCGAUGCGCAUCUUCGCUCGCGGCAUUCGCGCAGUGGUUCCCUCGUCCUCCCCGUUAUACCACCGACUGCCUUUCGCGGACUAUGAUGAGGAAGGUCCUCUGUUGAACCGUCGAGAUACCACCGAAAGUUACGAGAUGGAGGAGAAGGCGACCAAGUCGACCCGUCAGUCUCGCACCCUGCCGUUCCGGCGGAUCUGGACCAAGAACGUGCUGUGCACUCUGUUGGCACAGGCGUUCUUCGACUUUCAGAUGGGUGCUUUUAACAACCUCUGGUUGCUCUUCCUCUCGACUCCCCGAUAUGACGCCAAUGACCCCGCCAGUCCGAUCCAGCGGCUGCCGUUUAUUUUCACUGGCGGACUGGGCAUGCUGCCCCAGAGUGUCGGUUUCGCUACCGCCAUUCUCGGCGUGAUCGGGAUGCUCCUCCAGUUCACCAUCUACCCCAGUAUCAAUGGCCGCCUGGGUACCGCCAAGAGCUACCAGUACUUCUUGACGCUGUUCCCCUUGGCUUACGCGUUUGCACCAUACAUUGCGCUCGCGCCGUCGUCCGCGCCCCCGCCCGGGCAGGCCAACGGAGGCUGGGUGUGGUUCUCGAUCAUUGUGGUCCUCUUCCUGCAAGUGACCGCGCGGACGUUCACGCUCCCGACUUCGAUCAUCCUGUUGAACAACUGUUCCCCCCACCCCUCGGUGCUGGGCACCAUCCACGGCAUCGGACAGUCGGUGUCGUCGGCCUUCCGCACCAUUGGGCCGAUCUUCUCCGGAUCGUGGUACGGCUACGGUCUGGAGAUGGGCAUGGUAGGAUUUGCGUGGUGGCUGAUUGCGCUGGUGUCGGUGUUUGGCUGUGUGGCAGCCAUCUUUGUAUACGAGGGUUCCGGACAUGAGAUCUGUCUUCCCGGCGAGGAAGAGGAACUCCGGGACUGAUUGCAUUGGCGUUGCUUGUUUCUUGUACAUAUAUCCCUGGACCAUGCAUAGCGGAGUCCGAUGUUGC
Messenger RNA from Aspergillus ibericus CBS 121593, 4493 nucleotides. Its product is annotated as MFS general substrate transporter. Gene Ontology annotation, biological process: transmembrane transport. NCBI's taxonomy places the organism in Eukaryota, Fungi, Ascomycota, Eurotiomycetes, Eurotiales, Aspergillaceae. The record is from RefSeq and is a predicted model, not a curated record. Gene Ontology annotation, molecular function: transmembrane transporter activity. The transcript has 8 exons. The coding region runs from base 347 to 4426 and encodes 1359 amino acids.